This is a messenger RNA of Raphanus sativus (radish), 1459 nucleotides long. RefSeq lists its product as uncharacterized. NCBI's taxonomy places the organism in Eukaryota, Viridiplantae, Streptophyta, Magnoliopsida, Brassicales, Brassicaceae. The coding region runs from base 72 to 1298 and encodes 408 amino acids. Gene Ontology annotation, cellular component: membrane. The transcript has 5 exons. The record is from RefSeq and is a predicted model, not a curated record.
CACACAAGCAACCAACAGAGGAAGAUAAUCAAAUCACAAAAAAAAAACAAAAAAAAAACUCUGAAAUCACUAUGUCGUGCUUAGCUUGUUGCUGUGCGUCGGCGACGUGUGGGUUAUGCUCGUCGGUGGCUUCCGGUAUCUCGAGGAAAUCGGCGAGGAUCGCUUAUUGUGGUCUCUUCGGCGCCUCCCUCGUCGUCUCUUGGGUUCUCCGCGAGACCGCUGCUCCGCUCCUGGAGAAAUUCUCUUGGAUAAACACUUCGGAUUCAUAUACUAAAGAAUGGUAUCAGCAGCAAGCUGUUCUUCGUGUGAGCUUUGGGAACUUUCUCUUCUUUGCCAUCUACGCUUUGGUCAUGAUUGGUGUGAAAGACCAGAACGAUAGGCGUGAUUCGUGGCACCACGGUGGAUGGCCUGUGAAGAUGAUUGUUUGGUUUCUGCUUGUUGUCCUCAUGUUCUUUGUUCCAAAUGUUAUCGUCUCAGUCUAUGGAAUUUUAUCAAAGUUUGGUGCCGGAGCAUUUCUGUUGGUUCAAGUGGUCUUGUUGUUAGAUGCUACACAUAACUGGAAUGAUUCUUGGGUCGAGAAAGAUGAAAGGAAGUGGUACAUCGCUCUGCUUGUCAUAUCUGUCGUGUGUUACCUUGCCACAUACGCCUUCUCAGGAGUUCUGUUCAUGUGGUUCAACCCGUCAGGCCAUGAUUGUGGACUAAAUGUUUUCUUCAUCGUCAUGACGAUGAUCCUUGCCUUUGUUUUUGCCAUUGUUGCCUUACAUCCUGCGGUCAAUGGCAGCCUUUUACCAGCAUCGGUUAUAUCGGUUUACUGUGCGUAUGUCUGUUACACGGGUCUCUCCAGCGAACCACACGACUACGUGUGCAAUGGGCUUAACAGAUCAAAGGCAGUGACCGCUAGUACUCUAACGCUCGGAAUGCUCACUACAGUUCUCUCUGUUCUCUAUUCCGCCCUCCGAGCUGGCUCCUCCACAACAUUCCUCUCACCACCAUCCUCUCCCAGAGCAGGUGGUAAGGAGGCAUUGUUAGAAGACCCUGAGGAUGGGAAGAAAGGUGGUGAAGCAGAGGCACGUCCUGUGAGUUACUCAUACUCUUUCUUCCAUAUAAUCUUUGCGCUGGCGAGCAUGUACGCGGCAAUGCUUCUCUCGGGAUGGACUGACUCGUCAGAGAGUGCUUCUCUGAUCGAUGUGGGAUGGACCUCUGUUUGGGUCAAGAUUUGCACCGGUUGGGUCACAGCUGCACUCUACAUCUGGACACUCAUCGCACCGCACAUCCUUCCUGAUCGCGAGUUCUACUAAAUGGCACUUAUAUGUUCCGGUGAAUAUGUUUAUAUAUUAGCGACUUAAAGACUGGGUAUGGUCAUGUAAUGGUAAUGAAUGUAGCUCUUAUCAUAUUCUAUAUAUACUUGUAAUUAAAACAUGAACUAAAAGACUUGAAUGUUGGGAGUGUUCUUGGAUCC